Messenger RNA from Blepharisma stoltei, 3369 nucleotides. Lineage: Eukaryota; Ciliophora; Heterotrichea; Heterotrichida; Blepharismidae. The record is from the annotation of a GenBank genome assembly.
AUGAUAAGACGCUUCUUUUCUAUUGAGAAAUGGAGCGCUAUGAGUAUGCUUCAGCUUCGUGAUGAAUUAACUAGAAGAAGCUUACCCCGUACUGGCACAAGGAAUGAAAUCCUAAAGAAGCUUGAAUUAGAUGACAGUAAAAAAGCUAAAGAAAUAGAAGUAAUGCGACAAGAAAUCAAAUAUGCACAUGAACUUAAAGAAGAGGAAAGCAAUCACUUCUUAGCUGGGCUAUCUAAAGAGUUUUUAAUAGGAGAAAUACUUAAGCGAAGGCCUAAACAAGAAAUUCAAGCCAAAUACACAAAAAAGCAAUUGCUAGAUAUUUUGUCAGAUGCUUUGGAAGAUGAACAUGUAGAUACAAGCAACUUGGCAAAUUUAGUAAUUUUGCACCAAAAAGUUACAGAAAACCCUCUCAAUGUGACAGUUAACGAAAUUUGUCAAGCUCUUGAAAAAAUUUCCACAAUUUUUCAAAUCCCUCAAUCUGAUGUGAAUUUUUUAAGAUUUUCUGAAAAACAAUCAUUAGAGGGAAUUUGAAAUAUCCUUUUUACAAAUUUAAGAUCAAUGAAUGGAGAGCAGCUGUAUAUUUUAACAAAAUCUCUAUAUAUUUUGCUAGGGUAUUUCGAUAAAAGCUUUAAACAAAAUUCUGAAAAAAUUGACACAGAAAGUUUGGCAGAUUUGAUUAAACAGGUCAAGCUUAGAUCAAAUGACUUAAAAGCUUAUGAGCUAGGAAAUGCCAUAGAUAUUUUUUCAAAAUUAAGUAAAGAUCCAGAAAUUGAGGAUUUAUUGAACGAACUAAGAAUGAUUGUUCCAGGAAAAAUACAAAAUGUAGAAAAAUAUUCUCAUAGCGAGCUUUUAGCAAUUUUAGACUCUUUUCAAAAAAAUUGCUAUGCUGAGCAUAAAGAAAUUGUGGACAAAAUUAUAUCUGCACUCUUCCAUAACGAUGUAAAAGUAGCUUUCGAGAGAAGCCUACAAACCUUAAGCUCAAUACAUAGAAUUGGAGCUCCUAUUCCACUAAGUUUGUUAUUAGAACUUGAUACAAUUCCUAAAAAUUAUUUAUAUAAUAUUGAUGCGGCGCAAUAUUUCAACUUUGGGAAAAUUCUUGCACAACAAGAAAAACUGUCUGAAAAUUUUGGAAAAUCUCUAAUAGAAAGCUUUAGCCUAGCAAAAAAUUUAACAGAUCAAUAUGGGAUUUCUUUAUAUGCAGAUUUUGUGUAUUUCUUGCAUGAUAAAAAAAUUUUUUCUCAGCUGGUAUCGAGGAUUAAUUUGUUUAAAAUGUGCUUGGAAACCAAAGAAAAUAUAGAUUUAAUUUCAGCACUGAGACUUACCGUUGCGUAUUUACCCCAUCUUGUGGACGAGGCUUUAUUGUAUAAACUUUUGGAAGAAAUGUCAAAGUACAAUAAAAAUGAUUCCGUUUGAGCAGACAAUCAAAUUUAUUUAUCGCAAAUUUUAGACAUUAUUGUAAAACUAUCCAAAGAGAAGCCAAUUUUUAAUUAUCAAAUUCAAUCUAUUGUGCAAGUCCAAUCCAGAUUAAAAAUUCAACUUGCAAGAAAUAUAGUUGACAUUUUAGAAGUUGUUUCUCCAUACUGUGGUGCUUUGUAUCGAUAUUACUCAUCAAAUCUAUGCAAAGAAAUUCCUUCUGCUGAAAUUCUUUUGCGCCCUCAAACAACCGAAUCGAUCCAACCUUAUGCUAGAAUUUUGUGAAAGUAUCGAAACAAACUUACAAACUUACAAAAAAUUGAGGUUGUAGAAAAAGGGCUCAUAAUUUUGCAGGAAAAUCUUAAAGCCCAUGAAGCCGCCUAUUAUUUUUCUUGUGUUUUCCCUGAAUUGGCCCCUGAUAGUACAGAUCUAUAUAUCUCAAUCCAAAAUAUCAAAAUAAUUAUAGGCAAGUUUAUAAAAGAGCAAGGGCCUUUUACAUUAGGGAUUGCUUACAAUCUAAGCCAUACCCCAACAUUUGAUGCAUUAAAUGAGAUGAUUUAUAAUGUAGAUGUCCAAAGUCUAUGGGGAGAAAUCCUUAUAAAGACUCUAAUAAUGCUAAGCAAAGCUGAAAGAAAUGACCUAUUUUCACUUGGUACACCAAAUUUGAGUUAUAUUGACGAAUCAGAGCCAAAAUUCCCAAUUUCUCUCAUGAAAGAAUUUCUAAACGUACUAUGCAGGUCUUCAUCUCUUCCAGUAGAUUUAAUAGCAAUCUCUAAAUGCUUUUCUUAUUACAUGGAUGAUUUAUCUGAUAAAGAACUGCUCAUGCUUGGCUCUCUGCUAAGGUCUAAAUGGAGCCAAAUAGAUAAACCUUUAAAGAAAAAGCUAGAAGCAAUUGAGCUCAAAGUGGGAUCUGAGCUUACACGCUUAAUUGAUUUCUCUGAAAGCAACGAAGUGAGAAAAGCGCUUGCCACGAAAUAUGAAAAUAUUUACCCGUCAAUUAAAAAUGUUCAUAUUCUUGAAGGUCUAGCCCAGCAUAGGCUCUUUAUCCCUUCAGUCUAUAACAAAUAUAUAAGCCUUUUACCAAGGGUAAAAGAAGAAAGGGACCUAUUAUCUAUAAUUUCGCAAAUGUUAAGCUCUUUAUCAGUUAUUGGUUUUUCUACAAAUGUUGUGAACUCUGUUAACUCUAUAAUAGAUCGAUAUCGCUUGUGGCAGUAUAUUUCUUUUGACUCCUUAGUUAACUAUUUGUUUGUGCACUCUAGAAAUCCAGAAAUUUUUUCUACAGUUCCAAGUGCUAUUAAGGAAAGAUUUAUUGACAGAUUUAAUACAAGAAAUCGCACAGAUGAAAUUUUUUUGAACCCAAAAUCACAGCUGAUGUGUUAUAGACCAUUUUUAUAUAGCACAGUGCUAGAACCAAGAUUUAUUAUCUCGAAUGAUGCUUCAAAAUCAUCAAAAGAGCUUAGUUAUUCAGAGAAACCUCAAAUGCCUUUUCACGAAGUAUUAUUUAAUUGCAAAAUCCAUGCAAUUUUAAAUAUUUUAAACCUUGAACACACAGAAACUUGUCUGCAGGCUGUUGAUACUUUUUAUUUAGAUAGAAAAAAUUCUGAUGAUAUUUAUGAUUUUAAGAUGAAAUUUGUUCAGAUCUUGGGUCAAAUAUGAAAGAUUAGGAAUUUUACUAUGGAAGAAAGUGAGAAAGAUGCAGUUACUAAAUGGAAGCCGGAUUUAUUAUUUAAUUCUGCAAAAGUUGGAAUUAUAUAUAAUCAGGAAGGAGAUAUGGUGUAUAAUGAAAAUGGAGAGGAAGUCGGGACUGUAUUUAUGUCGAAAGUUAUCAAGGAUCAGUUAGAAAAGUUGGGAGGGAUUAAGGUAGUUCAAAUUAACUCAAAAACUUGGAAAGAAAUGGAUGGAGGGAGGAAAUAUUAUUAUGUCGAGAAUUUAGUGCAAAGAUUUAACAUUAGAUAG